Messenger RNA from Morone saxatilis (striped sea-bass), 4217 nucleotides. RefSeq names its product zinc finger CCCH-type containing 12B (gene zc3h12b). The coding region runs from base 694 to 3237 and encodes 847 amino acids. The record is from RefSeq and is a predicted model, not a curated record. NCBI's taxonomy places the organism in Eukaryota, Metazoa, Chordata, Actinopteri, Moronidae. The transcript is spliced from 6 exons. Gene Ontology annotation, cellular component: nucleus; cytoplasmic ribonucleoprotein granule. Gene Ontology annotation, molecular function: RNA endonuclease activity; metal ion binding; mRNA binding.
UAAUAUACUUGCAGACGAUGUAGAGCAUCGUGUUGUGUUGCUCUGGUUUCACCCUCGUCUGAAUUAUUAAAUGAUUGGCAACUUUAUUUCAAGUUAAUGUAGUAUUCCGGCAAUAAAAUGUUAGCACAGGCUCAGCAGCUAAAGCUAAGUGAUGUUAGCAACCCGACGUUGAAGUUAGCCUGUGGAGCCACUGAGUUGCCUAGCGUUGCUCCCGUUAUCUAACUCAAUAACGUUAGAGACCGGGGUUGCCUGGCAAGCUUGGUAGCUGGCGUUAGGUUGCAGUAACGGCUAACCAACCGCUCUCUAGCCGUUGACCGACAGGAUGAACCGAAGCAGGCCGGUUAGUUUCUGUAGCUACAGUGUUGACUCUCCCGCUGGAUGAGUACCGUUACACUGGACUGCUAGCGUGUGCUAACCGUACCUCGGGGCCUAAGGAUGUCAGACCACUUAUCUCUAAUCAGAUUCAGUCAUAAAGGAAGACGUCGUGUGCAGUAGUAAUGUUACAACGUUAUCCGAUAAAGUGCAUUGAAUUAAUCAUUUGAUUCAGCCUGUCCACAUAGGAGGGGAGAUCGUGUUACUUUGGCUCUACCCAAAGAGCCUGUAGCGCUGGAGUCCACCAUUGAGUAUGAUUCCCUGGCUGCGGUGGAGGUGAGGAAGCAUGGGGUGGAAAUCUGAGGUGUCAAGACAAACGUGAUGACAGUAUGGUCAACGGUGGAGAAGCUCAAAAUGGAAAAACGCCCAUGGAGGGAGGAGAACAUUGACUCAAGCGAGGCCCAGCAUGCCACUGACGAUUCUGAGGAUGGAAGCAGCUCAGAAAGCGAAUCAGAAGAGCAGCAGUGCCAGCAGGUUCAGGUGAACAGCAGCAGGUGUAAGAAGAAGGAGCCCUUGGCUGUCACAAAACCCCACCGACAACUCUGUCGCUCUCCAUGUCUCGACCGGCCCAGUUUUUCCCAGAGCAGCACUGUGCAAGACUUUCGUGAGGAUGAGACUAGUGUGGGAACAGGGAUCAAGUCUGCCAGUGACAGGGAGUACCAGACCAAGAUGGAUUUUGCUUUGAAGUUGGGCUAUUCAGGAGAGCAGGUGGAGACGGUGCUCAACAAGUUGGGUGCUGCUGCACUUAUUAAUGACGUUCUCGCUGAGUUAGUAAGGCUUGGAAACAAAGUAGAGCCUGAAAUUCAACCUUGCAGCAGUACGGCCAUAACAUCAAUAUCACGGUCCCCCUGUGUUAAAGAGACUGUUAGUCCGGAGGUGUCAGUGGAGGAUGACUCUGUGGAUACCUUUGAUAACCUCAGGCCCAUCGUCAUCGAUGGCUCAAAUGUGGCAAUGAGUCAUGGAAACAAAGAGGUGUUCUCUUGCCGUGGUAUCCAACUUGCUGUGGAAUGGUUCUUGGAGAAAGGACACAAAGACAUCACUGUGUUUGUCCCUGCCUGGAGAAAGGAACAGUCGAGGCCUGACGCCCUCAUCACAGAUCAAGAAAUAUUACGCAAGCUGGAAAAAGAAAAGAUCCUGGUUUUCACCCCAUCUCGGAGAGUUCAAGGCAGGAGAGUGGUGUGCUAUGAUGAUCGCUUCAUAGUGAAGCUGGCUUAUGAUUCUGAGGGAAUUAUUGUGUCAAAUGACAACUACAGGGACUUGCAAAAUGAGAAGCCAGAGUGGAAGAAGUUCAUAGAAGAGCGUCUACUGAUGUACUCAUUUGUCAAUGACAAGUUUAUGCCGCCUGAUGAUCCACUGGGAAGACAUGGUCCAAGCUUAGAAAACUUCCUCCGCAAGCGUCCUGUUGUUCCAGAGCACAAAAAACAACCUUGCCCCUAUGGAAAAAAGUGCACAUAUGGACACAAGUGCAAGUACUAUCACCCAGAGCGUGUCAACCAGCCACAGCGGUCAGUGGCUGAUGAACUACGGGCCUUUGCCAAGUUGUCUGCGGUGAAGACGAUGAGUGAAGGGGCGUUAGCCAAAUGUGGUACUGGUCCAGUAACUGUAAAGGGGGACAGCAACUCUGAGGUCAAACGUGUGGCCCCCAAACGUCAAUCUGACCCCAGUAUUCGCUCAGUGGCCUGUGAACCGCCAGAGGCACUGUCCGUUAUUAGGAAGUCUGAGACAAAUUCAGUGCCUUCCCUUGUGUCUGCUCUCAGUGUGCCCACCAUGCAGCCUGCCAAGAGCCACGCAGCUGGGGCCUUGAACACACGAUCAGCCAGCAGCCCGGUGCCAGGUUCUUUGCAGUUCGCACACAGUUCCCUGGAGCACAUGUCCAGUGUACAGUACCCUCCUAUUUUAGUAACCAAUAGUCAUGGCGCCUCUGUUACAUACAGUGAACAGUUCCCUAAGUAUGACUCAGUUAGCGACCAUGGAUAUUAUUCACUGCACAGUGAUUUUUCAAAUAUGAGCAUGAGCAGCAUGCAUAAUGUCGACAGUUUCUGUAGCAUGGAGCACGAGCAUGGUGUGUAUCAGAGAAAUCCCAGCCACUGCCCUGAAUCCUGCCUCAGCCAUUCAAACAGUGACUCGUUCUCCUCUUAUGGGGACCUGUACCCAAGCUCUGUGGACAGUAGCUUAGAGGAGAGCAUGAAGGGGCAACAGCAGUCUCCUGCACAAAGUAGGAUGCAGACUUUCUCCCAUGGGUUUCGUCAUGAAGCACUGACUAGGGUACAGAGUUACGGACCUGAGGAACCCAAGCAGGGCCCCCGUAAGCAGUCUGGAUCUCAUCUAGCACCGCAUAUCCAGCAUGUUGCAGUGGGAGCCAGGUCCAGCUGUCCUGGAGACUAUCCCCUAACUCAGAAUGUCCUCCCACCUUUGUCCUCACAGCCCACACGGUCUCUUGGUAUGACUCGUAUGGACAGUAUAUCAGAUUCAAGGCUCUAUGAUAGCAACCCAAUGAGACAGAGGCGACCUCCACUGUGCCGUGAGCAGCAUGCAAGCUGGGACCCUCUGCCUUGUGGUAAUGAGUCCUAUGGGUAUCAUUCGUAUCCAUUAAAUAACAGCCUGAUGCCGUGUUGCGAGCGGGUGAUGGUCCGCAGCAUGCCAGACAAGAUGGAACAAAUCUGGAACUCGCCAUGGGAGAUGCCAUCUGCAGUUGAACAUCAAGAGCGGUAUGUCAUCCCAGACCACCAGUAUCAAACAUAUCGGAACCUUUGUAACAUCUUUCCUGCCUACGUAGUCCACUCAGUAAUGGAGAAGAACCCUCAUUUGACAGAUCCACAACAACUCGCCGCUGUCAUUGUUGCAAAACUGAGGUCAUGCCAUUGAGCUGUUAAUCUUAUUAAACAUUCAAAAAUUAUGUGAUAAGAGAAACACGGAUCUUUAUUGCAAGGAUAGGCACUUGUUAAAUGUUGCUGUAUGUGCAACACCUGCCCUCAGGAGUUUUUUUGUUUUGUUUUUAUGUCUCGGAUGUGAAAUCUGGAUAUCGGAUUUUAGAAGAUGACAGAAGUAAUCAGCAUAGAGAAAGUUUGUCUAAUAAGUUUAUCUCAAAUUGUAAGAUGUUUCACAUAUGAAAGCUAUGUUUUUAUAUGAAGUGUGGUGCAAUUGAUAUGAGGGAACACCUUAUUAGAAAUCUGCUUCAUAACACAUUCAUACUACCUGAGCAGGAGCUUGUUAUUUUAUCCAUGAUUAACUGAACCAUCGUUCAACAUAAUUCAUUCUAGAAAAUGCAUAUAUAGAAUAGUCUGAUAACAUUUGGCAGGACUUGUGAAUGUCCCUUCUUCUGAAUAGAUUCCUGUUGAUUUAACGGAUUACAUGAUGUUUAAAUAUUGUGAAUGGAGCCCCAAAGUGUUCAGUCUUAAAUAAAUAAAAUAAGAAAUAAUUAUCAAGUAAUUAAAUGAAAUAAAUAAUCACAGGAAUAAAUUGUCUAAAAUGUAUAACUGACUAACUACUUUAAGAAAUAUUUAAAACUCAACUCACUAUUAUGAAAUGUUAUUAUUAAUGUUAUUUUAUUAAAAUCUUACAGCAGUUUAUUUUUUAUUUCAUAAUCAACUCCCCCUCUCCCCCCAAAAAAGCCUUAAUUUAAAAAUGUAUUUCAUAAUUAAAUUUUCCCCAAUUAGACUUCAUUUGUAAUUUAUAUAUUUUAGACAUUUUAUUCAUGUUUAUUUCAUGGUGUCUUUUUCCAUUUUAUUUAAUGUUGAAUACUUUGUGGUUUCAUGACUAUGAUGGCCAGCUGGAUAACAUCAGAAUUUAAGCCGAACUAAUGUAGCUGAAACUUCAAUCAGUGUGAACUAAGUUCAAUUCAAUUC